AUGGUCGGAUCGACUUACUCCUCGGAGUCAGGGACAAGACCCGCGACUCCACUCAACCUGCGGUCUCAGAUGGAUGCGGGGUACCAUAGCGGGGGAAUGACCAUCGUAGAGAAGCAUGUCAUGCGGGAGCUAUCGAAUGCUCAGAACAGUCAGCUGGAAGCUGCUGCGAGCCAGCUCGAGUCUCCUGAAUGCUCUUCUGUGUCAGCUCAAGUGCUCUCAAGGCCGGCCGCCGGCAGCAGUCUCACGAGCUUCCCAAUCAGCGAGCUGUACCACGUGGAGCACUACCUCAAGGCGGUGCAGCGACAGUCCGUCGCAGCCCGUCGCAGCCUGCUGGGCCGGCGACAACAUGCGACUCCUGGCGCGCACGACGGCUCCGACCGAGCAAUUUUCGAAGACAUGCUGAGCUUUCAAAGGGACCCUAUCCCGACCUCGCUUACGCGGCUCCCCACAGACCUGCAGACGAAAGCCGUGCGAAUGUUCCAAGAUAUUCUGCACUACAUGGGGCUCAACGGCGCGCCGAUCACAGACGAACGCGAGCUGGCGCAGACGCUGGUUCGAAUCCUCAAAAUGGUUCUUCGGAAGCCGGAGAUGCGGGAGGAGCUGUACGCGCAGCUGCAUAAGCAGACGCGGAAUAACCACGACAGGGAGGCGUGUUUAAGAGCGUGGGAGGUGAUGCAUCUGUGCGCGUCGGUGGCGCCGCCGGGGGCGUAUCUCGGGACGCCUAUUACCGAGUACGUGCAUGAGAUCGCGAACGACGCGGGGGUCGACGAGGAGGUGAAGUCGCAGGCGCUUGCCACGUGGCACGCGCUGAAGAAGGCGAUGAAGAUCGGCGCGAGGAAGACGAUCCCGACCGUUGAUGAGCUGCUGGCGCUGAUGACGGGCCGAGCUCUCAAGACGAUGGUCUUCUUUCUGGAUGAUACGUUCGAGGAGGUCGGGUACGACGCGUCCACAACAGCUGCAGAAAUUCUGGAGAGUGUGGCAACCAGCAUUCGCCUGGAGGAGUUCCAGACCUUUGGGUUGUACGAGCACAGAAAAUAUAUCACGCUCGCUAACAACAACUCGGAGAACGUAUCCAAUGAUUACAUGGGGAUUGAUGAGAAGGCCUACAUGGGGGACGUGAUGGCGGAGCUCAUGAGUUUCAGAGAGAAGAGCGAGCGGCAAGUGCAGCUGCGCCUUCUCUUUCGCAAGAAGUUCUUUCGGGAGAACGAGGAGGCGAUCACGGACCAAGUGUUCGUCCAGCUGUCGUAUCUGCAGGCGAAGCAGGACUACGAGGAGGGCAAUUACCCCGUGCCCCGGGAUGACGUGGCGCAGAUGGCGGCGCUGCAGUUGAUCGUGGACUUUGGCUUGCUGCCCGAGCCUGAGGUCACGCUAGACUGGCAAGCGCAGGUGGAGCGGACUAUCCCAGUGCAGUUCCAGCCCAUGAGGCAGAAGCGCGAGUGGGACAUGGACGUCCUCACUCGCUACAAGGCGCUGUCACACCUGACGCCUGAAGAAGCGAGGCAGCAGACCUUGAGGAUAAUCCGAGCCCUCCCUUACGGUGGUUCCGCAUUCUACCAUGUGAGGCGCAUUGAAGACCCCAUUGGGCUGCUGCCGGGGCGAGUGCUGAUUGGCAUCAACAAGCGCGGGGUGCACUUCUUCAGGCCGGUCCCGAAGGAGUAUCUGCACUCAGCAGAGUUGCGGGACAUCAUGCAGUUUGGCAGCAGCCCCGCAGCAGUGUUCUUCAAGAUGCGCGUGGUGGGCUCGCUGCACGUCUUCCAGUUCGAGACCUCCCAGGGCGACGAGAUCUGCUCUGACCUUACAGGGCGAGGAGAUCUGCCUCGCACUGGCUGGCCUUGGCCCUUGCGCCGGUACCAAAGGAGUACCUGCAUUCAGCAGAGCUGCGCGACAUCAUGCAGUUUGGCAGCAGCCCUGCCCUCCCAACACCCUCACACUUCCUGCCUCCACACGCAUUCCCUCCACACACAGGUGCACUUCUUCAGGCCGGUCCCGAAGGAGUAUCUGCACUCAGCAGAGUUGCGGGACAUCAUGCAGUUUGGCAGCAGCCCCGCAGCAGUGUUCUUCAAGAUGCGCGUGGUGGGCUCGCUGCACGUCUUCCAGUUCGAGACCUCCCAGGGCGACGAGAUCUGCUCUGACCUUACAGGGCGAGGAGAUCUGCCUCGCACUGGCUGGCCUUGGCCCUUGCGCCGGUACCAAAGGAGUACCUGCAUUCAGCAGAGCUGCGCGACAUCAUGCAGUUUGGCAGCAGCCCUGCCCUCCCAACACCCUCACACUUCCUGCCUCCACACGCAUUCCCUCCACACACAGGUGCACUUCUUCAGGCCUGUCCCAAAGGAGUACCUGCACUCAGCAGAGCUGCGCGACAUCAUGCAGUUUGGCAGCAGCCCCGCCGCGGUGUUCUUCAAGAUGCGCGUGGUGGGCUCACUGCAUGUCUUCCAGUUCGAGACCUCCCAGGGGGAGGAGAUCUGCUCUGACCUUACAGGGCGAGGAGAUCUGCCUCGCACUGGCUGGCCUUGGCCCUUGCGCCGGUACCAAAGGAGUACCUGCAUUCAGCAGAGCUGCGCGACAUCAUGCAGUUUGGCAGCAGCCCUGCCCUCCCAACACCCUCACACUUCCUGCCUCCACACGCAUUCCCUCCACACACAGGUGCACUUCUUCAGGCCUGUCCCAAAGGAGUACCUGCACUCAGCAGAGCUGCGCGACAUCAUGCAGUUUGGCAGCAGCCCCGCCGCGGUGUUCUUCAAGAUGCGCGUGGUGGGCUCACUGCAUGUCUUCCAGUUCGAGACCUCCCAGGGGGAGGAGAUCUGCUCUGACCUUACAGGGCGAGGAGAUCUGCCUCGCACUGGCUGGCCUUGGCCCUUGCGCCGGUACCAAAGGAGUACCUGCAUUCAGCAGAGCUGCGCGACAUCAUGCAGUUUGGCAGCAGCCCUGCCCUCCCAACACCCUCACACUUCCUGCCUCCACACGCAUUCCCUCCACACACAGGUGCACUUCUUCAGGCCUGUCCCAAAGGAGUACCUGCACUCAGCAGAGCUGCGCGACAUCAUGCAGUUUGGCAGCAGCCCCGCCGCGGUGUUCUUCAAGAUGCGCGUGGUGGGCUCACUGCAUGUCUUCCAGUUCGAGACCUCCCAGGGGGAGGAGAUCUGCUCUGACCUUACAGGGCGAGGAGAUCUGCCUCGCACUGGCUGGCCUUGGCCCUUGCGCCGGUACCAAAGGAGUACCUGCAUUCAGCAGAGCUGCGCGACAUCAUGCAGUUUGGCAGCAGCCCUGCCCUCCCAACACCCUCACACUUCCUGCCUCCACACGCAUUCCCUCCACACACAGGUGCACUUCUUCAGGCCUGUCCCAAAGGAGUACCUGCACUCAGCAGAGCUGCGCGACAUCAUGCAGUUUGGCAGCAGCCCCGCCGCGGUGUUCUUCAAGAUGCGCGUGGUGGGCUCACUGCAUGUCUUCCAGUUCGAGACCUCCCAGGGGGAGGAGAUCUGCCUCGCCAUCCAGACGCACAUCAACGACGCCUUGACCCGCCGCUUCGCCAGGCAACGAGCGCGGGGGCACAACGCGCCGAUGCUUGGGUUGGGGCCUGCUGGGGGUGGGGCGGCUGGGGAAGGGAUUUCAGCGGGUGGAGGAGGAGGAGGGGUGUUGGGGGAGGGGCAGGGACAGGGGCCGCACCCGAUAACGGAGUAUGAGCACCGGACCAAGGAGUUGUCGGAGAGCUUGACAAGGGCCUUCAUGCACAUUGAACAGUUGAACCAAGAAGUGGCAGCACGUGCGGCAGCAGAGGUGAAGUUGCAGAGCGAGCUGCAGGCAGUGAAGGAGGCGCUGAGGCAGGGGGAGGUGGCGAACGAGGAGGUGGUGGAGGAGCGGGAUCGGCUGGCCGAGAUGCUACAGACGGCGAAUCAUCCGGGCAGGGAAGCAGCGCUGUCAUCUGGGUCCUUCACGCCUGGAAGUGUGAGGCGGAGAGAAGGGCUUGGCAGCACGGGCAGCAACAUGAGUCUGCUGAAUGACGCCAGAACACGAGCUCUCGAGUCCCAGUUGAAGGAGGUGCAGGAGGAGUUGAAGGCGGUGGGCAGGCGGGCAGAGGAGCAGGCACAAGCGGCUGCGAGGGACAGGCAGGCGUUGGAGCAGCAGCUGUCAAACCUUGAGCUUACGAAGGACAAUGAGAUCAAGACACUGGAGCUGCGGUCGUCAGCAGAGAGGGAUGAGCUGGCAGCCAGGCUGGCGAUUGCCGAUCAGCGAUUGGAGGAGAGCCGGGCGGCGGAGGCCCAGCUGAGGGAGGAGGUGAAGGAGAAGGAAGCGCAGUCGGAGCACCUGGAGGAGUUUUUCAAAGAGCUGGAUGAGCUGCGGGAGAUGAAGGAGGAGAUGGAGAGAAAUCGGGUGGAGCAUCUGGAGGUGAUACAGCGGCAGGGCAAGCAGAUAGCGGAGCUGGAGAAGGCGUACAAGGAGGAGAUCGUGCUGCGCAAGAGAUACUACAACAUGAUGGAGGACAUGAAGGGGAAGAUCCGGGUGUAUGCGCGGUGGCGGCCGCUGAGUGGCAGGGAGCGGGGCGAGGGGCAGCGCAUGGUGCUGGAGAUGCCCGACGAGUUCACCCUGCAGCACCCUUGGAAGGACGGCGGGCAGCCCAAGGUGUACCAGUUUGACCGCGUGUUUGACCACACGGCCAGUCAAGAGGCAAUCUUCGAAGACACACGGUACCUCAUCCAGUCGGCCAUUGACGGCUACAACGUGUGCAUAUUCGCGUACGGGCAGACGGGCAGCGGAAAGACAUUCACCAUCAACGGAGGGGACCACAACCCCGGGCUCACGCCGCGCGCCAUGCAGGAGCUGUUCAACUGCCUCCGGAAGGAGGCUGGGCGCAUGAGCUACAAGCUGCAGGUGUACAUGCUGGAGCUGUACCAAGACACCCUCCAGGAUCUCCUGCUGCCGAAGACUGCCACCAAGAGGAAGCUGGAGAUCAAGAAGGACGCCAAGGGCAUGGUGGUGGUUGAGAACGCCACUCUCAUCGAGGUGCAGUACCUGUCGCAGCUGGAGGCGGUGGUGCAGGGGGGCAUGGAGAGGCGGGCAGUGGCUGGCACGCAGAUGAACGCCGAGAGCUCUCGGUCGCACCUGGUGCUGUCGAUCGUGAUCGAGACGACUGAUCUGCAGACGCAGAACGUGUGCCGCGGAAAGCUGUCCUUUGUGGACCUGGCUGGAUCAGAGAGGGUGAAGAAGUCAAAAUCAGAGGGGGAGCAGCUGAGGGAAGCCCAGUCCAUCAACAAGUCGCUCUCUGCUCUCGGGGACGUGAUCAGCGCGCUGGCGCAGGGCGGCGGGCACAUCCCGUACCGCAACCACAAGCUCACGAUGCUCAUGAGCGACUCGCUGGGCGGCAACGCCAAGACGCUCAUGUUUGUGAACAUUUCGCCGGCGGACGGGAACUUGGACGAGACGCACAACUCCCUCACGUAA
This is a messenger RNA of Closterium sp. Naga37s-1, 5439 nucleotides long. Lineage: Eukaryota; Viridiplantae; Streptophyta; Zygnematophyceae; Desmidiales; Closteriaceae. The record is from the annotation of a GenBank genome assembly.